GUUAGUGCACGGCAAUUCAACCGCAUCAAUCGGGGUAAAUUCCGGUACCGCAAUCUGUUGAACGAAUUAGACCACCGUAACUGGUCUUCCAACGAUGCUUUGAACAACGAGUCUCUGGGAAGCCGAAAGUAAGCCGAUGGAUGAGAUAAGCCUAGGUCUUACUUAACGAGGACUUGCUGAGUCUGUCGCGUGCACGUAAGAGAGAAGUGGAGCUCUCCCUCCAUAGAUAUAUUGUGGAUCGCAGGGGUUCAUCGCGAGUCGCGACUCACUCCAUUUGCUUUAAGUAGUCCAGUUGUGUUGGCUAGCCAAUUCGUUGUCAAUUCACGAUCAUCUGGUUGUCUCAUACCUCAGUUGAGCUUCGUCUGGUCCGCAGUAUAGACAACUUCAUCUCUAAUCCUUAUAAUACCGGCACUUCUCAUAUCUCGGGUCGUAAAAUCGCUCAAAUCUCACCAUGUCUGCGUUCUCCAAACUCAAGAAUGCUCGCAAGAUCAUCUGUAUUGGCCGCAACUAUGCGGACCACAUUACCGAGUUAAACAGUGCCAGGCCCAAGCAGCCCUUCUUCUUCUUGAAGCCCACAUCUUCAAUUCUGCUGCCGGGCGAGGGCUCCAUCAUCCGCCCACGAGGCGUUGAUAUGCACUAUGAAGUCGAGCUCGCCUUAAUUAUGGGCAAGACCGUGAGGGAUCUCAAGGAGAACGACACUAAAGGCGCUCUUGAUGCCAUCGACAGCUACGCUGUUGGUAUCGAUAUGACAGCCCGCAACGUGCAAAACGAAGCCAAAAAGAAGGGUCUCCCCUGGUCCAUCGCCAAGGGAUUUGACACCUUCCUGCCCAUGAGCAACGUGAUCGCAAAGUCCCAAAUCCCCGAUCCGCACAAUGUUGAGCUGUACCUCUCCGUCAACGGAAAAAUACAGCAGCAGGAUUCGACGGAGCUCAUGUUGUUCCGCAUUCCUAGGAUUUUGAGUGAGAUUUCCAAGGUCAUGACGAUCGAGAAGGGUGAUAUUGUCCUUACCGGAACGCCCAAGGGUGUUGGACCUGCUGUUCCUGGCGAUAUUAUGGAGUUUGGUGUCAAGGUCCAGGGUAAGGAGAUUGAAGAGGGAAAGACGAGGUUCGAGGUCAAGGACUCAACGGGCGAUUAUGUUUUCGCUGAGACAUAAAACGCAGUUGGAUGACGCUAGUGAAAUGUACACGAAGCAACCGCAUAUGUGCACAUACUGAGGACUGUACAAAAAUUUUAAAUACGAACGCAUUGUUGCGCAGAA
This is a messenger RNA of Truncatella angustata, 1258 nucleotides long. RefSeq lists its product as uncharacterized. The transcript has 3 exons. Gene Ontology annotation, molecular function: acetylpyruvate hydrolase activity. NCBI's taxonomy places the organism in Eukaryota, Fungi, Ascomycota, Sordariomycetes, Amphisphaeriales, Sporocadaceae. The coding region runs from base 452 to 1153 and encodes 233 amino acids. The record is from RefSeq and is a predicted model, not a curated record. Gene Ontology annotation, cellular component: mitochondrion.